AUGAGGCAGUACUGUAUAUAUGUACAAAUUAGAAAGUAUUGGUCUCAGAGGCUUGGAAUUGCCAUUCCAAAGUUAGUACCACAAAGGAUGGCAUCAAGUGAGUCUACACAAUUUCAGGCAAAAUUGAAAAAGAUUGGAGCUGUAGUCACAAGAGCAGGAACGUACAAAGGAAACCCAAUUGUUGCAAUUCUUGGCUGGAACAGUGCUCUGGACAAACAUCUGGUAAAGUACAGUGAAAUAUUUGAAAACAAGGGCUUUGAUACCAUCAGAUUAUCUGCAAAUCCAUUUAACACGUUUAUACUACUGAGCAGAGUCAAGGAUGUUAGUCUGAAACUGCUCAAUAUACUCAUUGAAAUGAAAUCUGAUCCAAACCAGCCUGUCAUUCUUUACUCCCUUAGCAUGGGAGGUUUUAAUGUGUAUUACUUUAUCCAUCAAGCUAUUUCAACUCCAGGACAGAAAUAUUUCAAAUCCAUAAAUGUAGUGGGUUGUAUAUUUGACAGCUGUCCUCAUUUUCCUGGUGCCCAUAGUUUAAAAGGUGUCCGGUCAACAAUUCUAGAAACCAUUCCAAAUCCUUUGCUGAAGGAGCUCAUGUGGGUUGGGCUGGGUAUUGUAGUUCCCCCAGCAUUUCACUUUGGUCCAUAUAUAAAGCGACUUAUACCAGACUCUAUACACUCACCCAUGGGUUGUCCUGAAUUAUAUCUGUAUAGUAAUGUUGAUCACUUAGUCCCAGAGAAGAAUGUGGAGACAUUCAUCAAAGCACACAAGAAUAAAGAUGUUGAGGUAUUUUCAAGGCUUUGGGAGGGCUCAGGUCAUGUACAACAUUAUAAGAAUUACCCUGAAGAAUAUCUCAAAGAGGUAAAUACUUUUACUGACUACUGCUUGAGAAAGCAUGCCUUAAAAUCCAGGCUGUAA
Molecule: messenger RNA, 912 nt
Organism: Porites evermanni
Lineage: Eukaryota; Metazoa; Cnidaria; Anthozoa; Scleractinia; Poritidae
Source: the annotation of a GenBank genome assembly